Molecule: messenger RNA, 725 nt
Organism: Notothenia coriiceps (black rockcod)
Lineage: Eukaryota; Metazoa; Chordata; Actinopteri; Perciformes; Nototheniidae
Product: 1-phosphatidylinositol 4,5-bisphosphate phosphodiesterase gamma-2-like
Exons: 6
Coding region: 61-693 (210 amino acids)
Biological process (GO): positive regulation of epithelial cell migration; phosphatidylinositol-mediated signaling; release of sequestered calcium ion into cytosol
Cellular component (GO): ruffle membrane
Molecular function (GO): phosphatidylinositol-4,5-bisphosphate phospholipase C activity
Source: RefSeq, a predicted model, not a curated record
UGUGUGUGUGUGUGUGUGUGUCCAGAUAAACACACCCAGCUGAACAGCGCCCUCUUCAGUAUGAACGGACAGACGGGGUACGUGCUGCAGCCGGAGCUCAUGCGCUAUGAUAGCUACGACCCCAACCAGGAGAAGAAGAAGGUCAAGUACGAAAUCGCUGUUAGGGUGAUCGCUGCCAGACACCUUCCCAAGCCGGGCCGCAGCAUCGUCAGUCCCUUCGUGGAGAUCGAGCUGUGUGGCCACACAGAAGAGAAGUUCAAGACCAUCGUCUGCCGUGAUAACGGUCUGAACCCGGUGUGGAAGUCCCCGGAUGACUCAGCGGUGUUCACGGUGUUCGAGCCUGAACUCACCUUCCUGCGCUUCGUGGUCAACGAGGAGGACAUGUUCUCAGACCCCAACUUCGUGGCUCAGGCUACAUUUCCUGUGAAAGGCAUCCGCUCAGGGUACCGCUCUGUCCCUCUGAAGAACGGCUACAGCGAAAACUUGGAGUUAGCCUCUCUGCUGGUCUACAUCAAUGUACAACAAGCAGGGAAAGCGGAGGAGGAGCUGUACUCGUCCUCCAGCCAGCUGAAGAAGAGGCAGGCGGAGGUGGGGGGCGAGCCCUUUCUGUACGAAACACACACCAACCUCCAGCGCGCUGCCCCCCCUUCCCAACACACCUUCCUGGCCAGAGAGGGCAGCACUCAAAGGUGAAAAGACAAAAAGAUGAACAUCAGUGAAUUCCA